UCUCUCUCUCUCUCUCUCUCUCUCUCUCCCUCUCUUUCCCUCUGCUCGCUUCUCUCACACUCUGUGUGCCUGUGUUUCUGCCAAGGUCUGAGUCUUUCAGUGUGGGAAUGUAGCAAGCUCAGAGACAGGACUGCCUUUGAAUUCUGGUGCAAUGACGGAUGCAGGGCAGAAGCUCGGAUGUGCACUGACAAAACGGGAGAACUGAGGGCAGGGAUUGGGAAAAGGAUCUGAUGGAUUUAACCCUCGCAGCCAUCUCUGCCUGAUCACAGUACAUCAUUCUCCCCCUCUCCGCUGUUCUCUCCUGUGGGGUGGAUUACCGGCUACCCGUGUCCACUGAUGCACCGCUGUAGAGACUAGAGGGAAGAUCUUAGCUACGUAGCCAGAGACAAAGUGCCGUGUUGAGGGAGAACGAGAGACGCAGAGCUGUCCCUUGUGUGGAGCUGUGCUUCUGCCACUACCUGAGCUUCUCCACACACACACACACACACACGCACAAACUCACACACAGAGGCAGGGCUGCGCCAGCCGCGACGACCGAUGCGUUAAUGCAGCUGUGAGAGAAGAUCUGCAGCAGGGAGCUGCCCUCGCACUAACACUCACGGAUUUACAAGGAAAAUUUGACUCCAGGCAGAACACCGACGGAUCUGCAAAACUUAAUUUUUGUUCUAUUUUUUGCCUCUAUAUAUGGAACGUCUUGGGAAUUACCUUUGGUUCUUCGGAAGCUGAACUAAACAGAGGCUUGUUCCCAAAACCCGCUGUUCUCCCAAACCCACUCCUUUUAGGUUUCUGAUCGAGUGCGUGUGUAUGUGCGUGUAUGUGCGUGUGUGUGUGCGUGUGUACGUGACUACUUGUGUCUUCGGGAUUUAGGGUUUGUUUACUGUAUUGUAUAUAAUCUAUUUAUUUAUGUGUUUAUAUAUGUAUAUACAUAUACGUAUAUGUAUAUAAAUAUAUAUAAGCUGAUGUUCGCUGUGCUUUUCAAGUGAGUAGUCAGUAUUGCAUGUAUCUGUAGCUGUGGAAGAGUGUUAAAUGAAUAUUAAUGAGAUGCCCAGUUUUGGCUCCCUCCCCAGCCCCCUCCACUGCUUGCACUACUUCCUGGCUGGGCCCUGAACCCCAGAAGCAUGAGUGAGAGAACAGCACUAGGGGCCACCAUGGAGACCAUGACCCUGGAGGAGCCCGGGGGUGAACAAGCCUCUCCCCGGGCCCCAGGGCCCCUCCGCUGUGGCCCCUGUGCAGUCUGGCCACGCCAGCAGACCUGGCUUUGUGUUGUGCCCUUGCUGAUGGGCUUUGUGGGCCUGGGCCUCAGCCUGAUGCUUCUAAAAUGGAUUGUGGUGGGCUCAGUGCAGGAUUACGUCCCAACUGAUCUGGUGGACGCCAAUCGCAUUGGACAGGACCCGAUUUUUCUAUCUAAACCCAGUUCCCUGCCUAAGGGUUCUGAUGCUUCAGCAUCUACCACUUCCACCACUCCCUCAGCAGCUCCAGGUUCUGCAACUCGAGCAGCUGAGGGCACAGGUACAGUGCAAAGAACUCGAAUUGGGCAGUCCUCAAACCACACGGCCAGUAGCAGUAGCAGCAGUGGAGGUGGCGGUGGGGGGUUAGGGGGAGGCUCAGGAAACAGAGCUCCACACCUGCAUAACAGAGUGGGAACGCGAGUGACCAACAUCACAACCACAACCCGGGCCACCAAUCCUGCUCCACCAGGAGGAAAGGAGGUUACUCCACGCAGCACCACUGUCCGAAAGCCCAAUGGUGAGGGCGGGAGUCGAAGCGCAUCACCUUCUGCACGAGCUGGGCCACCGAGUCCGACCACCACUAGCACGACAACCACUACGAUUACAACGAGCACUACCACCACCCAAGCUGCCCAACCGACCUCUACCCCUGCAUCGCCCUCCAAGCCUGGUCAACGCUGGAACCAUGGGCGCUCCUCCAAGGGGCCUUCCACCAAACCUACUCGCCCACACCAUCGCUUCAGGACACGUAAGUGUGAUCAACUAAACGGUUUAAUUUAUAAAUAUGGAUGUGUUUGUUUGCGUGUGCUUGUCCCACUGCCUGUGAUGAUCCAUGAUUUUAUGAAACACCUUUUUUCAGUUCUAUAGCCGCAUCAUUUGGUC
This is a messenger RNA of Danio rerio (zebrafish), 2111 nucleotides long. Lineage: Eukaryota; Metazoa; Chordata; Actinopteri; Cypriniformes; Danionidae. The record is from RefSeq and is a predicted model, not a curated record.